Molecule: messenger RNA, 2431 nt
Organism: Neltuma alba
Lineage: Eukaryota; Viridiplantae; Streptophyta; Magnoliopsida; Fabales; Fabaceae
Product: 65-kDa microtubule-associated protein 3
Exons: 13
Coding region: 89-2167 (692 amino acids)
Biological process (GO): microtubule cytoskeleton organization
Cellular component (GO): spindle; cytoplasm
Molecular function (GO): microtubule binding
Source: RefSeq, a predicted model, not a curated record
CCUCUCCUCGGGAGCGCAGAAAAAAGAGAAUUUGGAUUUCCAACACAACCUAUUCCCCGCUCUCCCGUUCAGAUAAAAGUGCUCCAGAAUGUCUAAACUCCAAAAUGACCCUUUUCUACAGUACGAAACAACUUGCGGAUCACUUCUAUAUGAGCUUAAGAACAUUUGGGAUGAAGUUGGGGUGUCCAAGACUGAAAGAGAUAAAACAUUAUUUGAGCUCGAACAAGAGUGUCUACAUGUGUACAGAAGAAAAGUAGAUCAGGCAAACCAGUCUAGAGCUCAGUUAAGGCAGGAAAUCGCUGAUUCUGAAGCAGAACUUGCAACCAUCUGUUCAGCAAUGGGAGAACGACCUGUGCAUAUUAGACAGUCUGAUAAAAAAGCAGGAAGCUUGAGGGAAGAGCUUCAAAUUAUUCUUCCAGAGCUGGAGGAGAUGCGGAAAAGGAGGUUUGACCGAAGAAAUCAAUUUCUAGACGUCCAAGAGCAGAUACAAGGCAUAUCUAAUGAGAUCUAUGGCCCCGAAGAAUCUGCUCUUCUGAAAAAUGAUGUGGAGGAAUAUGAUCUAACCUUGAUAAAGCUCGAAAAAUUGCACAGACAACUGCAUACACUUCAAAAAGAAAAGAGUGAACGUCUCAAAAAGGUCCAAGACAAAUUAUAUACACUAAAAUCUUUAACUUCAGUGCUUGGUUUGGACUUUAAGCAGGCGCUCUGCGAUCUUGAUCCUAGUUUAGGGGACUCUGAAGGAUCUAAGAGUGUAAGUAACGAUGCAAUCCAGCAACUAGAUGCUGCUAUACAAAAACUGCGGGAGGUUAAAUUACAGAGAAUGCAAAAGCUUCAAGAUCUUGCGACGGCUAUGUUAGAGCUCUGGAACUUGAUGGAUACACCAGUCGAAGAGCAACAGAAGUUUCAGAAUGUUACUUGUAACAUAGCUGCUUCAGAACAUGAAAUGACUGAGCCUAACACCUUGUCUAUGGAGUUCAUUCAUUAUGUUGAGGCCGAAGUAACUAGGCUCGAAGAUACAAAAGCAAGCAAAAUGAAAGAGCUGGUGUUGAGGAAAAGAACAGAGCUAGAGGAGAUUUGUCGAAAGACACAUUUGGUUUCAGAAGGCAGUGCAAUCGAAUGUGUUGUUGAGGCUAUAGAGUCAGGAUCUGUAGACCCAGCUUGUGUACUUGAGCAAAUUGAGCUUCAGAUUGCCAAAGUAAAAGAGGAAGCGUUUAGCCGAAAAGAAAUACUUGAGAAGGUUGAGAAAUGGCUAGCUGCACGUGACGAGGAGACUUGGUUAGAGGAAUAUAACAGAGAUGAAAAUCGAUAUAAUGCUGGCAAAGGAACUCAUCUUAUUCUCAAGCGAGCUGAGAAAGCCCGUGCCUUGGUUAAUAAAAUGCCAGCAAUGGUGGAUGCCUUGACUUCAAAAGCGAUCGCAUGGGAAAAGGAAAGAGGAAUUGAGUUCACAUAUGAUGGUAUCUCUCUGCUUUCUAUGCUUGAAGAGUACAAUACACUACGGCAAGAGAAAGAGCAAGAACGUCGUAGGCAACGAGAUCUGAGGAGACUUCAGGGACAAAUAGUAGCAGAACAGGAAGCAAGAUAUGGGUCAAAACCUAGUUCAUCAAAGCCUCAAACUCCGAGAAAGGCAUCUAGGAUGCCCGCUGGAGGUGCAACUAAUAAAGGACAUGGUGGAGCAACGUUUCAAACAACAAAACAUGAUUCGAAAGGUACUGAGUCACGCUCAACGAGGAAGACCGACAAUGCUCACCAACUUGAUGAAUACAAUCAUUUGGAUGAUGGCGACUCUUCUUUAUCAUCAGCAACAAUGUACGGCGUUGCCGGUGUCACUAGAAAAAAGCAUUCACUUCGUGACAUAAAAUCUCCUAUGACGAGACAACCUUUUUGUCCUAUAUCUUCAGCAACAGUAUCAUCAAGAGCAAACAUGGCAGAUAAGUUGAGCGUACAGAGCGAAAAGUCGCAGAAAGUCAUGGCACUAAAAAAUGUGUCAUUCACUACUCCCUCCAAGAUAGCGGCAACAAUGAUAGAAGAAGAUGCUGAAGAGAACAAGACUCCCAAAGUACUGCCUAUCCCUAUCCCCACCACACCGUCGUCGGCACUUUCAGUCUCCAUGAAAAUGGCUAUGACUCCGGCCUCCUCCUCCUCCCCUGUCAGUUCCAUUUGGCUGUGACUCUGUGGUUCAAGAGAUAGAAUACUCCUUCGAGGAGAGAAGAGCUGGGUUUGUGUUGUGGUAGCAUUUUCUUUUAAAGAAAAUCAUUUGAAUUCUUCUGUGGUAGAGAAGCUUUCAAGUCAAUUGUAAUUGGCUUCCCAGUCAUGUACGUAUAUAUAGUCUAUCAUAUUCUCCAUUCUGGAGGUUUUCUAACUGGAUACUGUUUUGCUGUUUUGCUGUUUUGGGCUUUUUAUUUAUUGGAAACAUGUCUCUCAUUUUUGUGCC